AUGAUUCAAAAUGGUGGCACUGUAUCCCAAGGUUCUGUCUUGUGUUAUGCUUGUCAAAUUCCUGCUAAGUUUGCUGUUUCAAGUAUCCGAAGUUUCUGGGGACAUAGUUUGGAAAAUAAGCCAAGAGGAAUGACAUUCUCCGACAUGUCUGCCACAUCAAGCCUACUUUUAAGCGGGGGUCAGAAUCUUCUGUCUCGGACUAUCCCCAUGUUACCUACGCUCCACAAGUCUUCUACCACCACUCGGGCAACAAAGGAUUCCUCAUCUGCCGGCUUUCGGUACCCUCCGAUGACAAAAAAACCAAGAUGGUGGUGGAGAACACUAUCAUGCAUCCCUUACCUCUUACCUUUCCAUCAGGUAUGGAUGUAUGCUCAGACAGCAUACAAUCUCCACCCGUUUCUCGAGAUAUUCGAAUUCUAUACAUACCCUUUUCUCAUGGCAAUCGGAAGUCUACCUAGAUGGUCGCUCAUAGCAUACUUCUUAAUUGCAUAUCUUACAAUUGUGAGGAGAAAAGAAUGGCCUCAUUUCUUCCGAUUCCAUGUCGCCGUUGGAAUGUUAAUCGAGAUCGCCCUGCAAGUUACCGGGAUUGUAAGCCGAUGGAUGCCACCUUCGUUCUAUUGGGGUCAACUUGGAAUGCAUUUCUGGACUACUGCAUUUUUUCUUUUUCUCUUUACUACCGUAGAGUGCAUUAGGUGCGCCCUUGUUGGUAUGUAUGCCGAUAUCCCUUUUGUCUGUGAUGCCGCAUACAUCCAAAUACCAUAUGAGUAA
Messenger RNA from Vicia faba (fava bean), 768 nucleotides. The record is from the annotation of a GenBank genome assembly. Lineage: Eukaryota; Viridiplantae; Streptophyta; Magnoliopsida; Fabales; Fabaceae.